AUGACCAAGGUAACAUCCGCUCUCAUUUCUCUCCUCGCCGUCUUCGCACGCUUCACCCCCGUGGCCCCCUUCUACAUCCCCUCUUUCCUCAACCACACAAACGGCACAAACACUACCUACCACCAGCCCCGGCCCCCUAUCCCCAGCCCCACCACGGCCCUCGGCAGGCCCGAGACCCCUUGUACCGGUGCCGGCGUCGGAGUCGGCGUUGGCCAAUCCCUCCCCUCCACCAUGCCCGCCUCCCUCGGAACCGACAUCGAGACCGAGACCCAAGGUCCCACGUUCUACCGCGGCAGCGAGGUCUGGCGCGACGAGAUCUGCGGCGUUUCCUCCUUCGUUGGAGUCACCAGCGCCAUCUCGGCCCUGACCUCCGACUGCACCGCCCUCGCCGACGACGCCGCCAAGGAGCGCUACCUGUGGUACGCGAACGGUUUCACCGACAACACCACGCUCCUCGCGAUCCGCAACCACGGCACUUGCAGCAUCGGCAUCCGCCCGCCGCACGCAGACGUCAUGGCAAAUAUCAUCUCUGGGUGGUACGUCGGCGGCAUGGACGUCGCGCAGAUCGUCCGCACCGCCGUCCGGGACUACGACGUUGACGGGCUGAUGGGCGCGACUGGCAUGAUGCACUGCGAGAUCAGCUCGGCGGCCAACGUGGAUGUGCAGUGGGCCAUCUUCGGGCCGGACGAGCAGGCGCAGGCCGGAUGGUGGGUCGCGCUGCCCGUCCCCUCUUCUGCAGGGAGAAGACAGCCUGUUGGCAUGGCCGUGCUGUCGGCCGUUGCCGUUUUCUGGCAACUCUUUUUCUGGCACGUCGUGAGCUGA
This is a messenger RNA of Colletotrichum higginsianum IMI 349063, 822 nucleotides long. Its product is annotated as putative Class V chitinase. Lineage: Eukaryota; Fungi; Ascomycota; Sordariomycetes; Glomerellales; Glomerellaceae. The transcript has a single exon. The coding region runs from base 1 to 822 and encodes 273 amino acids. The record is from RefSeq and is a predicted model, not a curated record.